Messenger RNA from Corythoichthys intestinalis (scribbled pipefish), 9493 nucleotides. Its product is annotated as receptor-type tyrosine-protein phosphatase delta-like. Gene Ontology annotation, cellular component: signaling receptor complex. The transcript is spliced from 45 exons. NCBI's taxonomy places the organism in Eukaryota, Metazoa, Chordata, Actinopteri, Syngnathiformes, Syngnathidae. Gene Ontology annotation, molecular function: protein tyrosine phosphatase activity; protein binding. Gene Ontology annotation, biological process: peptidyl-tyrosine dephosphorylation involved in inactivation of protein kinase activity. Bases 460 to 6285 code for a protein of 1941 amino acids. The record is from RefSeq and is a predicted model, not a curated record.
UUCGCUCUCGCUCACAGACUGCUUAUCUCGGUACAGAUCGUCGGCUCCACUGUUAAGUCUUACAGCUGCCGCCUGUCCCGGUCCACCUGCCGCCUUUCAGCUCCAACUCACCCCCGGAUAUCAAUUAGCGCGCCAAACUUGCUUCGGGACUGUAGGAGCGCUGCAUGUCUUCAACUUGAGGACGAAGAAAGACGUACGAAAACUCCUCGGAAUUCUCCGCGCGCUUUGUACGCAUUGGCACUCUCUGUUUGACGUGUUGAAGUGCUGCUAAAGGAGAAUUCUGGGGAGAUUUCUGACUCUUUCAAUCCUCAAAGAUGAAGCAGCACUUGGGACCUGUUCACUGAGGCGGCUCCCACUUCAAAACAUCCUGCUUCAUUAUGAACCAUGACUAAAGGUUGUGAGGACUUGUCUCCAUCGUCCUGUUGUACAGUGAGGCAGUAAGCUCACGGAGGAUACAGCAUGCGUGUGUCGACAUAUCCCACGAUGCACUGUGCCAGCCCGGGUCUUCUCCUCCUCAGUUUCCUCUUUCUCGCCGAUGCUGACUCUCCUCCAAGAUUUACCCGAACCCCAGAAGACCAGACAGGAGUCCAAGGUGGAGUAGCAUCAUUUGUAUGCCAGGCCGCUGGCGAGCCACAGCCCAAGAUUGUGUGGAACAAGAAAGGCAAAAAAGUUAGCAACCAGAGAUUUGAGGUAAUUGAGUUUGACGACGGGUCCGGUUCGGUCCUGAGGAUCCAGCCUCUGAGAACCCCCAGAGAUGAGGCUAUUUACGAAUGUCACGCCUCCAACUCGGCAGGAGAGCUCACCGCCUCCACCAGACUAAGUGUGCUACGAGAGGACCAACUGCCUUCGGGGUUCCCCACCAUAGAUAUGGGUCCCCAGCUGAAAGUGGUAGAGCGCUCUCGGACCGCCACCAUGCUCUGUGCGGCUAGCGGAAACCCUGACCCAGAAAUUACUUGGUUCAAAGAUUUCUUGCCAGUCAACACAUCCAAUAAUAAUGGACGAAUCAAGCAGCUGCGCUCAGAGUCCUUUGGUGGCACGCCCAUACGAGGUGCACUGCAGAUUGAAAUGAGCGAAGAGUCUGACCAGGGCAAGUAUGAAUGUGUUGCCACCAACAGUGAUGGAACUCGCUAUUCUACUCCAGCAAACCUCUAUGUUCGAGAGCUCCGAGAAGUACGUCGUGUCCCCCCUCGCUUCUCUAUUCCCCCAGCGGACAGCGAGAUCAUGCCAGGGGGUAACGUCAACAUCACCUGCGUGGCAGUAGGCUCACCGAUGCCCUAUGUAAAGUGGAUGCUGGGAGCAGAGGAUUUAACCCCAGAGGAUGAUAUGCCCAUCGGCCGUAAUGUCCUUGAACUGACGGAUGUGCGGCAGUCUAAUAAUUACACCUGUGUUGCCAUGUCUACCCUCGGCGUUAUUGAGGCAGUGGCGCAGAUUAUUGUAAAGGCUCUCCCUAAGGCUCCUGGCACACCUGUCGUGACUGAGCGAACUGCAACAAGCAUCACUCUCACCUGGGACUCUGGCAACCCAGAACCUGUCUCUUAUUAUAUCAUACAACAUCGUUCCAAAGGCUCCGAGGACCCCUAUAAAGAGAUUGAUGGCAUUGCCACCACUCGCUAUAGUGUGGGUGGCCUGAGCCCUUACUCCCAUUAUGACUUCCGCGUGGCAGCUGUUAACACCAUCGGGCAGGGUCCCUCCAGCGAAGUGGUGGAGGCUCGCACAGCAGAGCAGGCGCCCUCCUCACCUCCUCGACAAGUCAGAGGUCGCAUGCUGAGUACCACAACUGCAAUCAUCCACUGGGAUGAGCCAGAGGAACCAAACGGGCAGGUAGUGGGCUACAGGGUGUACUACACCUCAGACAACACACUGCCAGUGAACCAGUGGGAGAAGCAGAUGGUGCGGAGUGCCAAUUUCAUUACCAUUCAGAGUUUGACUCCUAACAAGACAUAUUACAUCAGAGUGUUGGCUUUCACCUCUGUUGGAGACGGCCCUCUUUCCCAGGAUCUGCAAAUCAUCGCCAAAACUGGUGUCCCAUCCCAGCCAUCAGACUUCAAAGGAGAGGCCAAAUCUGAGACAAGUAUCCUGUUGUCCUGGAUAGCUCCACCCCAGGGUGGCCCUGACAACCAGAUCACAGGAUAUGAACUGGUUUAUCGACGAGCAGACGAUACAGAGGAGAAAAAAGUGAGCUUUGAGCCAACAAGCUCCUACCUGUUGAAGAACCUCAAGCCUUUCUCAGCCUACACUUUCCAGUUAGCUGCCCGUAGCAAACAUGGCAUUGGUGCAUACACCAACGAGAUUUCUAUUGACACGCCUCAGACGCUUCCUUCAGCACCUCCCCAGGACAUAACAUGCACCAGCCCCACUUCUACCAGCAUCCUGGUAAGUUGGGCACCACCACCUUUGGAGUUUCAGAACGGCAUCAUUACGGGAUACACCAUCCAGUAUUCAACUACCGGGGGCAACAAAACAUCCAAAAGGAUUGACGGCAUUCCUACGGAAGGUUCUCCGUAUCUCUUGGAAAACCUUGAGAAAUGGACUGAGUACGGAAUAACAGUGCGGGCGCUGACGGAAGCCGGCGACGGACCUGAGAGUUUACAGCUGAUUAUUCGCACCGAGGAAGAUGUUCCAAGUGGUCCUCCUCGAGGGGUGGACGCAGAGACAGUGAACGCCUCAGCCAUUAGGGUGAAAUGGCGAGCGCCAGCCCCUGAGCUGCAGCACGGUCAGAUCCGAGGCUACCAAGUCCACUACGUGAAGAUGAACUACGGCGAGCCUCAGGGUCAGCCCUCCAUCAAGGACAUUCUUAUAGAGGAUUCGCAGUGGGAAUACGACCAAUCAGUUCAAUAUGAUGCGCUUCUUGGAGACUUACAGGCAGACACCUCCUACUCUAUCUCAGUAGGAGCUUACACUGCCAAGGGAGAUGGUGCCCGCAGCAAACCUGUUAGUGUCUGCACUGCUCUGCCUCUGCCUGAAAAACCCAAACUAAUGGUGAGUGCAACUGACACAGGCACCGCUCUGCUUCAGUGGUACCCACCCCAAAAUCCUCCCACACCACUCCUGGGUUACCGUCUCACCUUUGGCCGAGUUGACGUCCUUCCCUUCACGGUGGUGGAGUUUCCCGCCAAAGACAACCGAUACACAGCUGUGGACAUCCAAAAGGGAGCCAACUAUGUGUUCAGACUAUCUGCCCGUAACAAAAUGGGCUAUGGACAGGAGGCCGUUAAAGAAGUGGCCACAGCUGAAGGCACCCCAACUGGAUACCCAGAAAAUAUUAUCUCAGAGGACAUGUCUGCUAAUUCCCUACGCUUGACGUGGAAAUCAGUGCCGCUCGUUGAGCAAAACGGAAAAAUUGUCAAGUAUUCAGUGCUUUACAAAGAUAUAAACAGUCGGGGUAAUUCUUCAGAAGUUGUGGUGCCCACCCCAGGGUCAAGUGUUUUGUUGGAGGGUCUGAGUGCCGAUACUGUGUAUGAUGUCAGGGUGUGCGCGUUCACGGUCGUCGGGCCUGGGCCGUACAGUCCAGGUGUCCAGUUUAGGACGCAGCGGCUAGACCAAGUUUUUGCCACCAACUUCAGAGUGAAGGCAGCCAUGAAGAAUUCUGUUCUGUUGUCUUGGGAGGUCCGAGACAAGAAUCCUACCCAACCAUUUACUAUCCUGUAUGGAAAGGGCCAGUCUGUGGAGGUGGAUGGGAAGCAGACUCAGAAGCUGAUCACUGGUUUGCAGCCAGACACCUUGUACUCUUUCUUGCUUACCAACCGAGCCAACAGUGCCGGGGGCCUGCAGCACCGCGUCACCGCCACUACUGCUCCAGACAUCCUGAAAAGCAAGCCCAUCGUGCUGGGAAAGACCAAUGCUGAUGGCAUGGUGACUGUGCAACUUCCAUCUGUGCAGACGGCAGCUAAAGUCAAGGGUUAUUACCUGGUGGUGGUGCCACUGAAGAAACAGCGAGGAGGGAAGUUUCUGAAUCCAUGGGAGGACCCAGACCAGAUGAACUUAGAUGAGUUGCUGAGAGAAAUUAACCGUACCAGUGUGAGCCGAGCCCUCCGUAUCCGCAGACAAGCCGGCCAAUCAGAUCCCAGAGCUUACGUCAGCGCUAGCUUUAAAACCCUCCCAAUGGAGUUUACGCUCGGUGAUGGCCAAAAUUACGGCGACUACCGCAAUCGUCCAUUGCAGAAUGGCCAGGAAUACGUGUUCUUUGUGCUCGCCCUGCUUGACCUUUCAGAGAACACAAUGUUCUCCACUAGCCCGUAUUCCGAUCCCGUGACAUCAUCAGAUGUGGACCCGCAGCCAAUUAUUGACGAGGAAGAGGGCCUCCUCUGGGUUGUUGGUCCUGUGUUGGCUGUCAUCUUCAUUGUGUGCAUUGUCAUUGCCAUCCUUCUCUUCAAAAGCAAACCCGACAGAAAACGAGCCGAGGCUGAGGGCAGGAAAGGCAGUUUCCCCUGCAGCAAAGCUAUGUCAUCUCACCACCCCACUGAUCCUGUAGAGCUCCGCAGAAUCAACUUUCAGACUCCAGGCAUGGCAAGCCACCCCCCUGUUCCCAUCUCGGAGCUGGCAGAUAAUAUUGAGCGCCUCAAAGCGAACGACAAUCUCAAGUUCUCACAAGAGUAUGAGUCUGUUGACCCCGGUCAGCAGUUCACAUGGGAAAACUCCAACUUGGAAGUCAACAAACCAAAGAACCGCUACGCUAACGUCAUUGCCUACGACCAUUCCAGGGUUAUUCUCUCUGGCAUUGAGGGUGUCCCAGGGAGCGACUACAUCAACGCCAACUAUAUUGAUGGGUACCGGCGUCAAAAUGCCUACAUUGCCACUCAGGGUUCCCUUCCAGAGACCUUUGGAGACUUCUGGAGGAUGGUGUGGGAGCAGCAUACAGCCAAUAUCAUCAUGAUGACCAAGCUGGAGGAGAAGUCAAGGAUGCCCUCUUAUUUCUUCUCUAAGGUAAAGUGUGAUCAGUACUGGCCAACACGAGGCACAGAAACCUACGGCCUGAUUCAGGUCACUCUGCUGGACACAGUGGAGCUGGCCACAUACUCUGUCAGGACCUUUGCGCUUUACAAGAGUGGCUCCAAUGAGAAGCGUGAGGUUCGUCACUUCCAAUUCACAGCCUGGCCAGACCACGGGGUACCCGAGCACCCCACUCCAUUCUUGGCCUUCUUACGAAGGGUCAAGGCCUGCAACCCUGCCGAUGCAGGACCUAUGAUCGUUCACUGCAGUGCCGGAGUGGGCCGUACAGGUUGUUUCAUUGUGAUCGACGCCAUGGUGGAACGGAUCAAGCACGAGAAGACCGUGGACAUCUACGGUCACGUUACGCUAAUGCGCUCCCAGAGAAACUACAUGGUCCAGACUGAGGACCAGUAUAUCUUCAUAUAUGAUGCGCUGCUGGAAGCGGUGACCUGCGGGAACACGGAGGUCCCUGCCAGGAACCUGUACUCAUACAUCCAGCGGCUGACGCAGAUUGAGCCUGGCGACAAUGUCACCGGCAUGGAGCUGGAGUUCAAGCGCCUGGCCAGUGCCAAGGCCCACACAUCGCGCUUUGUCAGUGCCAACCUGCCAUGCAACAAGUUCAAGAACAGACUCGUCAACAUAAUGCCAUACGAAACUACGCGCGUCCCCCUGCAGCCAAUCAGAGGAGUGGAGGGGUCAGACUACAUCAAUGCCAGCUUUAUUGAUGGAUACAGUGUCUCUAGGCAACAGAAGGCCUAUAUAGCAACCCAAGGACCGUUAGCAGAGACCACGGAGGACUACUGGAGGAUGUUGUGGGAGCACAACUCGACCAUAGUUGUCAUGCUCACUAAACUAAGAGAGAUGGGACGGGAGAAAUGUCACCAGUAUUGGCCAGCUGAGCGCUCAGCUCGGUACCAGUACUUUGUGGUGGAUCCCAUGGCCGAAUACAACAUGCCUCAAUACAUCCUCCGAGAAUUCAAAGUUACCGACGCCAGAGAUGGCCAAUCACGGACAGUUCGUCAAUUCCAGUUCACUGAUUGGCCAGAACAAGGAGUGCCAAAGUCAGGGGAGGGAUUCAUUGAUUUCAUUGGCCAAGUGCAUAAAACUAAGGAACAGUUUGGUCAGGAUGGACCAAUUACCGUGCACUGCAGCGCUGGAGUUGGCCGGACGGGCGUGUUCAUCACGCUGAGCAUCGUACUAGAGAGGAUGCGGUACGAAGGCGUUGUUGACAUCUUUCAGACUGUCAAGAUGCUGCGCACACAGAGACCUGCCACCGUUCAAACAGAGGACCAGUACCAGUUCUGCUACCGUGCCAGUCUGGAGUACCUAGGAAGCUUUGAUCAUUAUGCAACAUAAAUGUGUCAUAGCACGUCCCACCUAAUCCACUUGCUAGGCGGCGACGUGUCUGUGAAGAGAGCGCCACCAACAUGCAGAGUGAAGGGAGCUCCUUCGUACCCACAAAGAGAACCUCUAACUGAGCCAUAGUAAUCUGCUUGACAACCUGUGACUGAAACACACCCCUUGGUCAAUCUGAAGAAGCAACUUGCUCCAAUACUUGAUCAGAAUAUUGUCUUUGUUUCAGUCAGUGCUAUUUUCUGAGCACCCAGGUUGUUUUACAUUGUACGGGUGUGGAACUUUUCACCUCAUCCACCACGUAGCAUCACCAACCAUGACAGAUAGAGCAUCACAGGACUUUUGAUUUUUCUAUCUAUGGACGAACUUGAAAGCAUCCAUCAUAUGGACGCCACGUGGACGGACACAAAGUGGAACUUUGAAGCACCGCAGAAUUGCCAACAGGAGAGUGGAACCUCACCGAGCACACACUAUCGAGAAUACACAGACCCACAAUGGAUGUCAGGAAGUGUUCCCCUUUUUGUGUUUUUUUAAGGAAGCAGACACUUGUUUCCUAUUAAGGAAAAUUACAUUUCUGUCACAUAAUAAUAAAAAAAAGCACCAGUUAAAAUUAAUUCUUCACAAUUUAAGGUAAGGGAACUUUGAGAGGUGGUUCAGGGUGAAUUCCGUCUUUCACCGACCCUGACAAGGAUAAGCAAUCUUGAGCAUGGAUGGAUUGAUGGAUGGAAUUUCGAGAGGUUUAAAAAGCACCAUAAAAACAAUAUCAACAUGUGACUCAUUUUCUUAAAAAAAAAAAAAAAAAAAGUGGGCUCUUUUAUGAAGCGAGGCACCCGUUUGUUUUUGUUUUUUAUACUUUAAAUACUUUUUAUGUUGCCAUUUUUUUCCAAAGAGGUACAAUCAGAUGCAGUUGGGGUUUGCCGUUUUAACAAAAGUGUUCAGGGUUAGGGUUCCAACAGGGGUUGAAUCUUUAUAAUUAGGCACAGGAUUCUCGAAUAUGUUUGAUUCAGGAUCAGGAAUGACGUUAAGAGAUACAGCUUCAAAGUCAGCGUUAAGGAGUAUAAUUAAGGUUUAGUUUAGGGGCCAAGGCAUCAGUAUUAAAAAGUGUGCCCUUACCAGCCAGUUCCAUGAACAUUCUCAAUUCUGCGUGUCUACCAAGAUAAUGAUGGAUAAAGAAGAAUGGUUAUCACAAAUCCGUUGAGUGUGCACGGAAUGUUUUUUUGUUUUUGUGCGGGUAUGAAAAACUAUUUAAAACUUCACCUAGACUUCGUCGAGGCAACGUUCUCACCGGAAUGCUCACCACUGACUCGCGUGUCUGUCUGAUUCAGUGUGCAAUAAGUAGAUGUAUGCUAUAUAUUUUUGUGUCCACUCCCCUACUGCAGCCACAUGCCAUGAUGAUCAAGUUAAAUAUUAACGAUACAUCAUGUCCCAGACACGAGGAUGUUAAACAUUUGAUUCCACCACCACCCCAAGUAGACAAUGUUGUCGUCACGGUUACCAACAAAUGACUGCAUCCCGCAAUGAAUAGUUUAAGUUUAGAUUUCUAGUGCCUUAUAUUACACGCCUAUUUUGAUAACGUUACGUUUAAGGGUUCCUGUGUAUUUUACGUAUGCACUCUUAUGUAUAUUUGUCGUCUGUGUGCUUGUGCGUGCGGCUUAGAGAAAGAAAGAAGAUAUAUAAUUUUGUUAUGUUCCACUAUAUGACAACUGUGCGUGUUUUGUUUUUCUAUGGUAGGGUGGCUCAUCAUAAUGAUCACUUUGAAUGGAAUGCAGUCAUAUCACUUUGAAGAAGAAAUGAGCACAGCAACCAAGACUCAACUGCAGUAAAAAAUAUAUAUACAGUGGUACCUCUACAUAUGAAGUUAAUUUGUUCCAGGACCUUCUUUGUAAGUCGAAAUGUUCGUAUGUCGAGUUGGAUUUUUCCCAUAAGAAUACAUUAUAAUUAGCGUUGAGCGUCGAGCAUUGAUAGAUUCCUGGACUAACACUCCGGUUCUCCCUGAAACGUUUGAAUUUUUCGAUUUCGAUUCCAAGUUUCGAUGCCCUGACCGCCGACUGGAAAAAAUAGCUGCCGAACACCACGCCACAUGAAGACCAGCUCCGUUAUGAGCAAAUCAAAUGAAGUUGCUAAUUUAGCUUAGCACAAAAACGUGUUGCUUCGCUUAAAAUAAAUAACAACAAAAUAAACACACCGAAAUGAUAUCAGACCCUCUGUUAGAACGUGCAGAGGAGGUAUGUAACGUCGGUAAACCUCACGGAUUCUUUUCCAACGAAAGUAAUGUUCUUUUUGCCUGCUGCUUCCAGUAAGUCACCACUAGGGGAAGCCAAGUGGACAUAGCAAAACCAAAGAAAAACUAGAGUCCGGAGUUACAAUAGUGACAUCUUGUGAAUCCAACUUAAAAAAUAGUCAACUUAAGAUCAAGGGACAGAACACUCCUGACAUCUGCGAGAUGUCAGGCCUUAAGUAACUUGUAGAAAUACCACCUAAAACAAACGAUGCAAUACAAUAAAUGCCUGCAGCAUAAGACACUCUAAAACAUAGGCAAAAGAAUAUGUUUAAAUGUUUUCUCCCUGAGCUUUUGAAAACUAAACUUCUACGUGAAAGUGCACUCGUUUGGAAAGAAACUUCAUCAUAUUCAAGUUCAAGGACUGAUAAACUGACAAGUUAAAAAUAACCCUGUGAGAAAUUCAUUGCAAAGUUAAUUGAAAGUUCAUAUAAUUUAAAAAAUAAUCGAAGUUAAAAAAUUAGAAUAAGCAAUUUUUUUUUUACCCUGCCUGUUAAAAGAAUCGGAGUCGAGAAUCAUUUGGAACCUAAAUCAAAACGUGGAAUCAGAACUGUUAAAAUUCAAACGAUACCCAACCCUAAUUAUAAUGCCAUUAAUUGGCUCCACAGCUCGAAAAACUACACUAAAUCCUUAAUAAAUACUGAUGGUACUAUUGCAAAUAGCAAUUACACAGAGCAAAACAAAUAAAUUAUGAAUAAAAAUCUGAAUUAUAAUAAUAGUAAUAAUACCUGUAAUAAUGUAACGAAUCAGGUUCCAAUGUGGCGGAUGACUUUUGCGUGGUGUACCCGAACGCACCACGUGGCUGACAUAACAGAGUGAGAGAGGACUUUUUAUUUUCACUUUUCAUGUUCUUGUUGUUUGCUUCAGCUGCGGCGGACAGUAGGCAUGUUGUGUUGCACAAGUUCUGAAAUAUGAUCCCUCAUUUAUAUAUAU